AUGCUGCGAUUCUCACCGCAGGCAUUGUCUCACCCCCUGAAGUUCCCGGCUCAGCUGGAAGAUCUCAGUGAACCGUUGAAAAUUGACGUGCUCCAGCCGAUUGCUUCCACCCGUCUGGUGCUUCAUCCGCACGAGGAGUACUAUGGAAUUGGGUUUGAACACGCCGACAACCUCGCUAUGGGCCUGCAUGUCCGUGCAGCAGCUGGGGGCGCAGAAGCAGGACCCGCCAAAGAGCUGCCGAUACCGACCAAGGACUCCGCGGCCUCUGCGAAGGACUACCUGGAGCAGAACGGAUUGCUGAAGUACGUCCAGUCUCUGCUCCAUGCUGUCAUCCAGGACAAGCCCCAGGAUCCGUUCGCAUACAUGAUCGAGCAGCUGACAGCAGCCAAGAGCAAGUCCGAAGCGUGUGCAAGGGUCCUUUCCCGACCGACCAGUGCGGUGCACCGAAGCCGCCCCACAAGUGCCAUGCGGCCUGCAUCUGCUCAGAUUAGAGCAACACCGCCGCUCUCGCAGCCAUUGCUCGAGGCACCGGCGCCUGAAGAAGAGCCGCCGGCUCUGCCGGCUGGGCAGGUGGCGCCAGAAGCGCCAGCCUUCUCAUCAGAAGCUCGGAAGGAGGAAGCAGAAAGCUCGCGAGCUGCACCUGCCAAUUCGGUCGAAAGAGAGACGGAACACCUCGUGCCUGAUGAAACGCCGUCGGAGCAGGCUGGACCAUCAAAGGAUGUCAGACACGAGCACAUGCAAGGCAAGCUCGGUUCGGCUUGGCCGCUUGGCGCCUCUGAGGCCUCUGCUGCAAAGCUUCCACAAAGCCAGGAGGACUUUGGCACCCAGGCACUGGAUGCCGAGGACUGUCUCGAUUGGUCUGCUUAUGUCCGCUUGCUUCAGUUGGAGGUGCCAGACUCCAAGACUGCUAUAGAGUCAGACCCGGCCACAGCAAUGCACCGGCAACGGCUGGAAGAGUUGGACCAAAGCGCGGAUGUGAAGCAGUCUAUCCUGAAGGCCGUCGUGGACGCUUGUGAGUCUGGCGAUUUGGGCGUGGUACUUUCCGCUGUGGGCGUUGACAAGAGCCGCAGCCGCAUCCAGGCCCUGCUUGAGAAGUCGGCCGAAACAGGCGAGCUGGAAGCGGCCCUCAAACGCACAAUGGACACAAAGGAUGUGGCAGACCUCGACAAGCUCAAGGGCCAUCUGCGAGACGUGCUGCUAGAUGCGAACGAGUCUGGCCAAGUCCAGGACAUUCUAGCACAGAUGUCCAGGCAGCCAGAGAAGCUAGAGGCCACGGAGGCCAGUGAGAUCGAGAAGUUGAAAUCGAAUUUGAAGAGUCUUCUCCUGGAUGCCAACGAGUCCGGCCGAGUGCUCGCAGUCUUGCAAGAGAUGUCAGCAGAGAAGGCCGAAGAGGCCGGUGCGCAGAAGGCCUUGGAGGAAGUUUCCGAGAUGGAGCAACUGAAGCAGCGCAUGAAGGCUGCGCUCUUCGAUGCUGACCCUUGUGCAGUACAACAGGCUCUGGAGAAGACGAAACGCAUGGGCCAGCAGCCCGAAGCUGCAGGAGGGCCAGACUCAAAGACCGGUGCUGCUCCGGCACUGCCCCAUGCCACGCACGAAUUGGUGAAUGCCCAGGCCAAGAUGCAGGAGGGCCUGAGGAGUGGGCUGCUGCAGCAGGGUUUGGAGAAGGCCGCGGACGAGAAUAGUUCUGUGCGCGUGGACUACAAUCCGUCGGUCAUGCAAAAGGGAGAUGUGAAAGAGACAAAAGACAAGCUUCGCGAGACGAUGAAUGAGAAGGCUGAGCGAGAAGGACUUUUGUUUACAGCCGACUCAAUCGCCCUCGAAGAGCUCAGCGCCAUCAAGGGCAGGAUGAAGGAGGUCAUGAUGAAGGCCGCCGAGACCGGGACCUUGGCAAAAGAGUUGGAGAAGCUUCUCCAACAAACCGUGGCCGAGGGCCAAGGGCCGGGCCAGGGGCCGGGCCAGAGCGACCUCGAAGCCUUGGGCGAAAAACUGCGAGGGGUCCUGGAGGAGGCUUCGGAUACUGGGAAGCUGGAAGAAGCCCUGCAAUUGCUGCGAGAGGAGCAGGCGGAGACGAUGAAAAACGCACCCAAAGAUGAUUUGGAGGCAGUCCGCAGCAACCUUUGCACGGUCGUGGAAGAUGCCGUCGACUCUGGAAAAUUGGCCGCAGCUUUGGAUGCUCUUCGGAGUUGCGGCGAAUCACAACCUUCCAAUGCGGCGGCAUCGGACCAGAUCGCGGUCAUCAAGGCGAAGUUCAGAAGGCUCUUGAAGGAAGCCUUAGACUCUGGCAUGCUGGCGGCUAAAGUGGGGAUCUUGAAGCACCCCGGCAAGGUCCCCGCUCCGCCACAGGGGGAACCACCGCAUGAGAUGGAGAUCAUGAAAGCCCACUUGCGCGAGGCUCUGCAACAUGCGGCAGAGUGCGGGCAGCUGGCGGAAGCUUUGGCCUCGGCGCGCAGCCUCGAAGGUCCCGAGCAACGAAGUGCAGAUGUGGAAGCCACGGCUGUGAAGCUGCGGGGAGUGUUGGCAGAGGCAGCUUUGUGCGGCCGCUUGGAAGAGACACUCAAGGCUCUUCAGAAGGACGAUGGCAGCCCUGCCGAGCCACUCCCGGCAGAGGCAGCCGCCGGGAAAGCUCCCGAGGUGGCGCCCGAGGCGGCUUGGCAGCAAGGGAGCAAUCUCUGGCAGGUGAAUCCAAUGGCAUGGCAAUGCUCGCCAAAGUUCGACCAAGCGCUGGAGGAGAUGUCCGAAUGGUUCAAAGACGCAGGCGAAGUUGAAUCGAAAGCGGACACUUCUGACUUUGGGCACGGCUCGCUGCUCCCGGCAAAGAGUCAGUCGAAUCAGGAGGAAGCGACCCUGGACGAAUCCUUUCAAACUCAGAGCUCAGGGCAGAUGGAAGACCAGCACGCCAAGCCAGGUGCCAAACCAUCGAGUCAAGAUUUCACUCAGGCACGAGAGGUUGCCAAUCACAUCUACAGCACUGCGAAGGCAGUGCUGGAGCAGUCACAUCAUGAGUUCUUGCAGCUGCUGACGAGCAUAGACCGCAAGAAUCCACAGCCAGAUGAGCAGGUUGGACAUGGCAGUCAAUCAAUUGAGAUUAUGUCGCCUGUAUCCGCAGAUGCAGGGACAGCCGGAACAGCAGACAUUGAAAUGCAAAGUGUGCAAAGUGACAGACAGAGUGAUGGCUCAACGUCGGAGUCGAAGCAGUGGAAACGCAGUAUCAAGACGAAAAGGGGUUCACGAAACUCGAUUCCAUGCUCUCCGGUUAGCCCAGGGCUUGUGACACGAGCCAGCUGCUGCCUCUACGGCAAGCAAGAAAAGCUCCAUGAGAAGCGCUAUGAGAGUCCCGGCCUUGCUGAAGAGCAGACCGACAAGACCAAGCUAAGCUUCAUGGGGAUGAAGGACACAGACAUGAUCAGCGUGAAGAAGGUUGCCGCAAAGUCCCGCAGUGUCGCAAGCAGUGUGGCCAGUGAUGAUGGCAAGAAGACCUCGCCGAAGGAUGUGGGACGUGUGCGUCUUCGCAUUACACCGCAGCACUUCAGCCCCUUGGGAACAGCCUUCCGUGAUGUCCAGGUGAACUUCUUGCCCAUGAGCUUCACAAUCCGAGCUCUCGACUUCAACGGCUAUGCAUGGACAGCCCACUCGAACUCUCUUCCGGGUUGCCUUGCCAUGGAUCGUUGCAAGUACAAGAUCGACCCAAGUGGCAAAGACGUGGUCAUAACCCUAUGGGGAGCUGAUGAGACUCAGUCCUGGAAGGGCAUGACACGACUCGAGUUGACCCGACCGUACGACUUUCAAGAGCCAACGGGUGAGGCAGAGCUCAAGAGCCCAACGGUCAUGACACCAACCAAAGCCAAGAGUACUAAGACACCGAACUUGAAGAACAACUUCAUCUGA
Molecule: messenger RNA, 3885 nt
Organism: Symbiodinium sp. CCMP2592
Lineage: Eukaryota; Dinophyceae; Suessiales; Symbiodiniaceae
Source: the annotation of a GenBank genome assembly